This is a messenger RNA of Elgaria multicarinata webbii, 2512 nucleotides long. It is a transcript of the gene GIN1, whose product is annotated as gypsy retrotransposon integrase 1. The transcript has 9 exons. The record is from RefSeq and is a predicted model, not a curated record. Bases 184 to 1647 code for a protein of 487 amino acids. NCBI's taxonomy places the organism in Eukaryota, Metazoa, Chordata, Lepidosauria, Squamata, Anguidae. Gene Ontology annotation, biological process: DNA integration. Gene Ontology annotation, molecular function: nucleic acid binding.
CGUAACCGCCACAAAUGUCUCGAGCGGAGGUGCUGCCGUCCUUUCCGUACUAAAGGGGAGAACAGUGAGAAGUUCUAUCCUUGCCGUUGGGCGGGAAACAUUUCACGGAGGCAAACUGCGUGGCGGAGACGGAAGCUUUCCAUAUCUCUCUGCCUCCUUUUCCCCAGAGGACAACGCUUCACAAUGGUCCGGAGUGGCAAAAAUGGUGGGCUCCAUCUGAAACAGAUCUCAUAUUACAAACAAACAGGUCAAUAUCACCCCACAACAUUAGCAAGAGAAAGAAGUGGAAUAAGAAGAGCAGCAAAAAAGUUUGUUUUCAAAGGUAAUAAGCUCUACUAUGUGGGAAAAGACAAGAAUCAAAUGCGCCUGGUAAUUCUUUCAGAUGAAGAGAAGAAUAAAGUGUUAGAAAAGUGUCAUGAAAAUCAUGCAGGUCCACAUCAUGGCAUAUCAAGGACACUAACUCUGGUGGAAUCUCGAUAUUACUGGACAUCAGUAACCAGUGAUGUCAAACAGUGGGUGUAUGCUUGCCAGCAUUGCCAGGUGACAAAGAAUACUGCUAUUGUAGAGUCCAAUUUUGACGCUAUUAAGGCAGAGGACCCAUGGACUGUAGUUACUGUAGACCUAUUGGGACCUUUCAAUGCCACCAGGACAAACCAUGUGUAUGCCAUCCUCCUGACAGAUGUCCUUACUAAGUGGGCUGUGGUUUUGCCACUGCGUGACCUCUCAGCAUCUGAAGUAGCUAAAGCAAUUGUCAAUGCAUUAUUUUGUUAUGGACCACCUCAAAAAAUAGUUAUAAAUCAGGGAGAAGAGUUUGUUCAUCAGGUCAACCAUGAGCUAUUUGAAUUCUUUGGGACAAAGGAAUUAAUAUUGCCAUAUCCUCAACUUGAUCAUGAGAAUGAAAUUGGCAAGACCAUCAGAUCUUUCCUUCUUAAAUACUGUACAGAGCAUGCCAAAGACUGGGAUGAGCAUUUACAAGUGAUUGCAUAUGCAUUCAAUUUGAUUCAUUCAGAAACUAAUCAGAACACACCAUAUUUCCAAAUGUUUAAGCGAAAUCCUUAUAUGCCUUCAACUUUAAGUAUGGUUCAAGAAGGAGAGAGUGACUGUGUAUUCGCCAGAAUCGUAAGUGCAGUUAAACAAGCUGACAGAGCAGUGCAGGAAAAGACAAUUUCAAGCUGCCAGGAUUUAAAGAAAAUGUCUGUGGAACAGCAGAGUAGGAACAAGGGCCAUAUUAGGAAGAAGCCAAAGCAACUAGAUUCUUUUCUCAAAGUUGGACAUGAAGUUCUUAGACAAAGGAGUAACUUGUGGAAAGACGGCCGUUUCAAGUCUGAAUGGGUUGGUCCCUGUAUUAUAGACUCCAUCACUGAUAAUGGCUGUGCCAUAUUAAGAGAUGCUGCAGGCUCAAGAUUGAAGAGGCCCAUCAAAAUAUCUCAUCUUAAACCAUAUAUAAGAGGUUCAUAUAAACAAGAUAGCAGCUACGUUUGGAAAAAUGCCAUCAUGGUUGACCAUGACUAUGUUGGUUCAUUUGAAAUGUCCACAGAGCAGAGCUCAGAGGAAACAUGUUCUGCAAAAGGACCUCCUACCCCUGUACCUGAUGACACCCUGCUGGGAAAGGACCUUGAAUUCUCAGAAUGUAAAAGUAUUGCAUAGCCAAAAUUUUCAAACCCAGACUCCACUGAGUCAAGUUACUACAAACACAAAGCAGUGCUUUGCAGCUUACUACACUCUCCAAAAUAAGACUGAGGCUACUUGACUCUUGAAUAGUAAAGCAUCAUUGGAAUAAAUGGUACUGAGCUUGUCUACGUUGUGUAAAGAUCUCUACUAUUCUUUGUUUCCUUCGUCAAGAAUUAAUCACUGGGCUGUUUUAGGCUUAGCUAGUUGGUUUCUUACAAAGGUUGUGUUUGCACAUCCAUGAGCAGUAGUAAGUCUCAGGCUUGUGCAUUCCUUCCUCUCAUCUCUUCCAUUGGUGCAGCCACAAGGGGCAGGGGGAGCCAUCAGCUUUCAGUAUACAGACUUGGACAAGUUGUAAUUUUAAUGUUAAUGAUUGUUUAGCCAACUUCCAACAGUGGACAAUGAUCCUGAUUUAUACCAGUAAACCAGUGGUGGGGAACAAUUUUUGUUGAGAGCUGCAUUCCCUCAGAUGUCAUCUGCUGCAGACUGCGUGCAGGGCCACUCCAUUUCUUCCUCCCUGCCCAGUGGGUACAUUCCUGCAAGAGGUCUGAAUUAAUUCUUUGGACCACAGAUUGACCAUCCUUGCCCUAACCAUAGUUCUUGGGUCGGACAUAAAGAGUAACUGCAGUUAUCUGAAAGUGAAAGCUUUCAGUCUCCUCCUCGUGGCUGGAGGAGAAAAGAGGGAGGGAAGCGCUGUUCCACAUCUUGCUAAGCUAUGAUUUAGCAUUGUGUGCAAACCAGGCCACUAUGAUGGGCUAACAAAUGAACAGAAUUUUACAUUUGUACAUGCAUGUAGUUGUCUUUUUGUCACACUUAUAAAGACUAUUGUGAAAUAAAAUGGUUA